Penicillium longicatenatum is the source of this 639-nucleotide messenger RNA. RefSeq names its product putative GPI anchored protein. NCBI's taxonomy places the organism in Eukaryota, Fungi, Ascomycota, Eurotiomycetes, Eurotiales, Aspergillaceae. Bases 1 to 639 code for a protein of 212 amino acids. The record is from RefSeq and is a predicted model, not a curated record. The transcript is spliced from 3 exons.
AUGUCAUUGAAAACCUGCAGUCUCGUCCUGGCGACCGUGGGCCUUGUUGCCGCACAGAGCAGCGUUGUGUCUCUGUUCAUUCCCUUUGCCGACCCGCAACCACUCGCAGCAUCAAUCUUGGGCGAGAGCGCCAGCACUACAACAUACAGCAUCAAUUGCCCUCCCGGCACCGAUGGCGCAGACUGCGGCAUGGGCCCAGGCUUGUACAUGACCGUGGGUCCAAAAAACGUUCAGUAUAGCAUGAGCGAGCCGGAUGAGGACUUUUACGAUAGCAUUUCUUGCUCCAUGGGCGGCACCACUACUGCUGUUUGCGUGGAAGUGGCCAGCGGCUCGGGAGCCAACUUCCCUGGAACCGAGACUGGUACCUUCGCUCAAAGCGAAAUCAGCUACCUGGCUGUGACCGUCACUGCUGGUCCUGCAACUGCGACUUCUGUGUCUACCACGACUGACUCGGCACACACCUCCAGCGCUGACAAGACUGCAAGUUCUGGAACUACCGGGUCCGCUUCUAGCACCUCGGGAGCUGCGUCUACCAGCCAGAGCUCCGCGACUAGCAGUGGUGGUCUUUCUCGGGUGACUGGAAACCCCGUUGUUGCUUUGGGAGGUGCAGCUGCUGCUAUGGUUGCGGCUGCAUGGUAA